This is a messenger RNA of Amphibalanus amphitrite, 598 nucleotides long. RefSeq lists its product as uncharacterized. NCBI's taxonomy places the organism in Eukaryota, Metazoa, Arthropoda, Thecostraca, Balanomorpha, Balanidae. Bases 32 to 598 code for a protein of 188 amino acids. The record is from RefSeq and is a predicted model, not a curated record. The transcript is spliced from 4 exons.
AAUAAAAUUGCAUAUAAUCCCUGACAUUCAUAUGUGUAAUGAUUGUAUUUGUGUUCCAGGAAAAAUGGCAAAGGUUUUGAUGCUGAAUUUGCAGAAGAUUGCUCUCACAAAUUUAACUGCUGAUGUUGAGGCGUUUUUGGCCGAGGGGCCGGACUACGCGGCGCUGUACGGGGCGCUGCGCACAGCUGCCGGGCAGCUGCAGCACCGGGCCGCGCAGCUGUCGGCCGAGCAGCAGCUGCAGCUGCUCGCCGCCUCGGACAGAUGCUGCGCCGCCGUCACUGCCGUCCCCGAGGACGUGCUGAUAAAGUUCUGCGACCAGGUCUACUUCUUCACCUACACCUGUGCCCUAAAGGAGCACCAUGAGCUGGUGCUAUCGUUCGCGGGGCACCUGGACAGACUGCUGCCGAGCGACCCGACAGCCACUCCGGCGGCGCCCGUCUUCCUCAACCACUCGAACCUGCUGCUGAAGACGGCCUACCAGGCGCGCUCGGCGCCGCUGGCGGCUGGUCUGCUGCGCGCCAGCCUACGCAACCUGCUGCUCAGCCGGCCCGGCGCCGACAAACUGUCCCAGACGGCGCACCAGGUGGCCGACUACUGA